AUGACUGAUUCUUAUUUUCCAAAUAAUUACACCGAAUAUCAAGACGAAACUUAUUUAACUUCAAAUAAUCAAUUAAUACCAGAAAUUAGUUCAAAUAUAAUUCAUUGGAUUGAACAUCAAAUACAUACACUUGAACAAUACACUGAUCAAUCUGAUGCGUCUGUAUAUACUGGAAGUGCAGGUAUUGCAUUACUUUAUUUACGUCUUGGAAAACUUUUUCCAACUGAAAAGAAUAAUUAUACAUCUAAAGCAAAAAUCUUAAUUGAUUCAUGUUUAGAACAACUUCAUAGUAAACGAAUUUCAUUUUUGGCUGGUGAUCCAGGACCAUUGGCAAUUGCAGCAGUAAUUUAUAAUGAUUUAGAUAAUCAAAACAUAGUAAAUAAAUGUAUUGAAAAAAUUAUAUCAAUAAAAAAUGAUGCAGUAAAUGAUUCAAAAUCAGAUGAAUAUAUUUAUGGACGUGCUGGUUAUCUUUAUACAUUGAUGUUUCUUCGAAAAGAAAUUGGAAGCCAUAUAAUUGAUAAACAAUUAGUUAUUGAUGUAUUCGAAACAAUUAUUAAAUCUGGUGAAAAAUAUGCGAAAGAAUCAGGUUCUAAAUCUCCAUUAAUGUAUCAAUGGCAUGAUAAAGAAUAUAUGGGAGCAGCACAUGGUGUUUCAGGAAUUAUAUAUCUUUUAUUAAAGGUAACACAACAUGAAUUAUUUUCAGAACUUCGAUUAUAUGUUAAUUCACAUUUAAUACCAACUGUUGAAUUUCUUAAAACAAAACGAUUACCAAGUGGAAAUUAUUUAUCAUCAAGUAAUAGUCAAUCAGAUAAACUUGUUCAAUGGUGUCAUGGAGCACCUGGUUUUGUAUAUUUAUUUGUUCGAGCUUAUGAAGUGACAGGAACUCAUUCAUAUUUGGAUCUUGCUAUAUCUGCUGGAGAUGUUGUUUGGAAACGAGGACUUUUAAGAAAAGGUUAUGGACUUUGCCAUGGUACAGCUGGUAAUGGUUAUGUUUUUCUUGAUCUAUAUCGUGCAACUAAUGAUAUCAAAUGGCUUCAUCGAGCUAUUAAAUUUUCUGCACAUUGUUUGGAUUAUGGUCAACAUGAAUUAUCAAGAACACCUGAUCAUCCAUAUUCAUUAUUUCAAGGUCUUGCUGGUACAAUCUAUUUUAUGACUGAUAUUCUUAAUCCAAUGAAUGCUCGAUUUCCAGCAUUCGAAUAA
This is a messenger RNA of Adineta steineri, 1200 nucleotides long. The record is from the annotation of a GenBank genome assembly. Lineage: Eukaryota; Metazoa; Rotifera; Eurotatoria; Adinetida; Adinetidae.